AGUCGCGCUUGUUCCACGGUCAGGCAACAGAAUGAAGAUGCAGAGCUCAGUCGUGUUCCUGGUGCUUGUGGCGGCGGCCAGCAUCGAGGGCCACAAGUUCAAGUUUGGAAACUGCAAGGAUUAUUCUCCCGUCGCCAACUUCCAACCUGGCAAGAUGAACGGCACUUGGUACGUCAUCAAGAAGGUCGCGACUACGAGCACUUGCAUGAGCGUGAUCUACAACAACACUGCGAACUACAUGGAGAUGAGGGAGAUCAGGACGCCUGCCUCCAUCACGCCCUUCAACAUCAUCCUCACCAACAUCGGAAAACUCACCCAGAAAGGGAACAACCCAGCCGUCAUGAACUUGAAGUGGGAGAACGUGAUCAGCAACGUCCUUAAGACAACUUACACAGUCGUGGACACAGACUACACCAGCUAUGCCAUCGACGCCGAGUGCCAGAGCCUGUACUUUGCCAGGAGGGAGAGUGCCACCAUCCUUAGUCGCACUCCCACCAUGGACCCUGAGCUCGUCAAAGAGCUUGAAAAGAAAUUGGUAAAUGAAGGAAUCGAUACGAAAUCCUUGAACCCGAUCGACCAAUCCAACUGCUUCGAGCCCCAGGAGGUUGACUACAACAUCGUGGUGGACGAGGAUGGAGUGCGAGCUGGUCUAAAGGAUGAGGAUGACGUCAGCAUCGUAGACAUCAGGAACGAAGAACAGCUGGCAGAGUACAUCAACAAGAACCGAAAAUGAGGUGAAAAACCAAGUGGGGGAAGUCGAGGUUGAGGAAGACAGGGAAAUGAUCCUUGUAAGAAAGGUGAUUUCUUCCUUUGUUCACUUUUGUCUGUUGUUUUAAGGCAUUCUGAUUUUUGGCAGAGGGAAUGCUUUCGUUUAGUUGGCUAUCAUUUACAAAAGAUUUCGUCUGUAUCUGGUUUCGUAUGACCUCGUGAUAACAUUGGUCUAAAUUGUUAUUCAUUGUUGUUUGAAAUAAAACUUGAGGCACAGUU
Penaeus vannamei (Pacific white shrimp) is the source of this 987-nucleotide messenger RNA. RefSeq names its product apolipoprotein D. The record is from RefSeq and is a predicted model, not a curated record. NCBI's taxonomy places the organism in Eukaryota, Metazoa, Arthropoda, Malacostraca, Decapoda, Penaeidae. Gene Ontology annotation, cellular component: cytoplasm. Gene Ontology annotation, biological process: response to reactive oxygen species; lipid metabolic process.